UCAGCUGACGAAUGGUAUCUCCCUCCUCUCCCGGAUGGAUCGCGCCGCUGAAGCCGGCCAACCCAAGCGUCAUACUGGCUGACACCGGAGCAGGUUGCCCACCUCUCGCUCUCCUCCUGCUGGAUGUCACACGGACCGAGCCUCAAGAAGCCGCCAGCUUCCCUCUCACCAUGGCUUCUAACUUCAACGAUAUAGUCAAGCAGGGAUACGUGAGGAUACGGAGUAAGAAACUGGGGAUCUUCCGGAGGUGUUGGCUGGUGUUCAAGAAAGCCUCGAGUAAAGGACCCCGGCGGUUAGAGAAGUACCCAGAUGAGAAGGCAGCCUACUUCAGGAGCUUCCACAAGAUCACUGAGCUCCAUAACAUCAAGAACAUUACCCGGAUGCCACGGGAGACAAAAAAGCAUGCUGUGGCGAUCAUCUUCUGUGACGACACGUCCAAGACAUUCGCCUGCGAAUCAGAGCUGGAUGCAGAGGAAUGGUGUAAGCUGCUGUGCAUGGAGUGCCUGGGCAGCCGUCUCAAUGACAUCAGCCUGGGAGAGCCAGACCUGUUAGCAGCGGGGGUGCAGCGGGAGCAGAACGAACGCUUCAACGUGUACCUAAUGCCCACCCCCAACCUGGACAUCUACGGGGAGUGCACCAUGCAGAUCACUCAUGAAAACAUCUAUCUGUGGGACAUUCACAACGCUCGCCUCAAACUCGUCAUGUGGCCCCUCAGCUCCUUGCGCAGAUACGGCAGAGACUCCACCUGGUUCACUUUCGAGUCCGGAAGGAUGUGUGACACAGGAGAGGGUUUGUUCACGUUCCAGACGCGGGAGGGGGAGAUGAUCUACCAGCGGGUCCACUCGGCCACGCUGGCCAUUGCCCAGCAGCAUGAGAGGAUGAUGGAGGAGAUGGAGAAGAGCUCCCAGAGCCACUCCAGAGAGACGCUAACUAAGUCCAUCUCCCUGCCACGCAGCGCCUACUGGCAGCACAUCACGCGUCAGACCAGCGUGGGGGAUCUGUACAGCUACCAAGGGAGUGGUGGAAAGGAAAGACUAGCAGACAGAGGAACGGGCCUGAUGAUGACUUUCAUCCCGAGAGCACAGACCUUCCCCAGCUUUCUGUCUGAUGAGCCUGAACAGGAGGAGAGCCAGCACCAGCGAGAGGCGCCGUCGCCCUCUAGUGGCUGUGAAUCUAGUUGCAGCCUGAGACCCCUUCAAUGACAGAGAAUUGCUCCAUCGACACUGGACUGAACACUUUACCCACUGCUUUAGAGAGGAUGUAGAAAUAUGUAUAGCGACAUGUGUAAUAUAUCAUUUUAUGGUGAUAACUUACAGACAGUAGUGUCAACUGUAGAGCGAUCGGUAUGCGAAAAAAUGAUCUCGAGGAGGAUUGUACCUAUUUUUUUGUGCGACGUGCGACAGCCGAAGUAGCUUCAAAGAUUGUACCAAAAGGAAGAAAAAAAUCCUUUAACUGUCGUUUUUAAGUGUUUUAUGUUGUCAUUAUCCUUUUAAAGCCAGCAUGAUUCUUCCCAUCCCUGUUUUAAAGCACUACAUCAUACCUUACAAAACCUAAAAGCUACUAACACACCACAGCCCGCUGUAAACCAGUGUCAACUUUUAUUACAAAACUCCUGAAAUGCCAUCAGGCUCGCUCCAUUGAUGUGCAGCCUCAGCAACCAAUUCAUGAGAAAUUCCACCAGUUUUGACUCAAAAUACUCCCACACUCGCUGCUUUGACCUUUUUUUUUUCUUCUCAAGAAUGUGAAACUGAUCAAUGCCUUACACGAAAGACGCUCGAUGCUGACGCCAGUAAUGGAUCAGCUAAAGUCCUGAAUGAAUACAACUGGCAAAGGGAAAUAGUCAUUCAGAUAUGUGCUUGAAGGAUGUAGUAAUGGACCGUCAUGUCAGAAAUGAUCCAAUGUAACCUUCGCACAGCAUCUGCUUUAAAACUGCCAACCUUACCUUUUCACCAGAGCAAUUCGAUUUUAAUAGCCACCAAGCACGUCGUCGUCCGGUUCCUCUGAGGACUGGUUCAUUUGCAAAAAGGUGUAAAGAGAGCGACCUGAGGGAGUAAGCUACGCAGAGCAGAGGUGAUAUUGGCAUUUUGGGUCCAGGAUGUGCUCUGUGGCAAUUAAACAUCAUAACUACUUUUCAUUCAACUUAAUAACACAGUUUAAUUUUGGGGAAAAUAGAUUAAAAUCAGUGCAUUUCUUUGAGAACAUAUACUUUGUUAUAAAGUUACUCUACUGUCUGGCACUCCCAUUUCACAAGCUCAGAAAUCAAUCUUCCAACUUCAGUAUAUUUGUCCAAAGCUUAUAAAAGUCUGUUUGAAGUUGAGACAACGUGAUACCAACAUUUUUAACCAAAACAAAGUUAGCUAAAAUAAUGAUAAAAACUAGACUUUUGAAAAGAAUUAAAAGUAGCUGAAAUGGUUUUGUGAACUCAUAGUUUUACUAUUUGUUAGUUCAGUAAAAGCUUUGAUGGAUAUGUUUAUUGAGACUUUGAAUGGCUACAUGAUGGUGAACAGCUGCCUUCAAAAAAUGGGGUUUUGUUAUACGUAUGUCGAUUUUUCUUAAAUCUUGCCUUUCACAUAUUCCCGACACACACUGGUAAUUAAAAAGACUAGAGGUCCAACCGAAACAAAUGUACCCUAAACUACAGUGAAACAUUCUCCGACAAUAAAAACUGAACUGAAACAAGCAAACCCACUCUUAGCUCUAUGAAGGAAACUGAUUUUGUGCAUCAGCACAUUAUUUCUUUUUUCAUGGGUUUUUUUUUUGGUACAGAGGAAAUGAAACAAUGUAACAAGUUUGAAACAGUCAGGCUAAUGUUUUUUUUCCCAGGCUUUGUGAUUGGCUGAUGGCUUUGGAAACAGAUCUACUCUUUUAAAGAAGACAAAAACAAAAAAAACGCCCACACAGUUUCAAACCCAGCAGCCUAACAACUACCCCUGCUAGUUCCCUGCAGCCCCCUUUUUCCAUCCGGAAACACUGCUGUGAUUAUGGUUUCUGCAUCAUCCUCCUUGAGUAAGAAGUGCCUUCCGACACACAGACCGUGGAUUGUGAGAUCUAACCAAAGCAACGUCUUUGGGUUUUGAGUUUACCAUCGCUGACCGGAAAGUUUACUUGGAAUCUUCAGAACCGCUUUGCCACAUUUCCUUUUUUCCCGGCUGUGAAAUGCCAUGUAACAGCAUCAAUACCGAGUAUAACCUGUUAGCCGUGGGUGGCAAUCACUAGACCCGAAUUCAUCUCUAAAUAUUUGUGGUGGUGUUUUUCAUGCAUCAAAAUUAUGACUUUUUUUUUCUUGUUCAUUCUCCAAUACUGAAAUUACAGCAUUUUGUGGGUUAAUCACAAAAGUUUCCAAUGACAAUCAGUUUUAGGCAACAUGGGAGUCUCUCAGUGUCAAAUGUAAUCAUUUUUAAAGGUGGGUUGUGUUUUUGUUGUUUGUUUUUUGGCACUGAUGCUCUUUUGUCUUGGUUUUACAUUUGAACAGUUUCUAAAGUACAAGCGCUUAUUUUGUGUUUCGCUGUCGUCACUUUAUUUUGUGCACAAUAUUAUAUUAAAAAAAGAAAAACCGCAAUCAUGUAAUUAAUUUUAUUAAUUUAAGCCACAGAUGAUUGUUAGCCUGCAUCACAGAGUCCACUGAUACAGUUGCUGGCCACAUUUAACUAAGCUGUUGUAUAACUGAGUUGAGUCUUAGCUCCAGUAUAGUAGUUCCAUUGCACUGGCAGCUGUACUGAGAGGACUGGAGAAACUUCUAGUUGAUUGUGUUUGUCAUUUGCCGUUUUAUUUUCGUUCACUGUAGCUAUUCACUUGUUUGUAGAAGUGUCAUGAAAAGUUGUUAUCAUUACUAUAUGAUUGUGUUUGUGUCUGCCAUGUUUUGUUCUCAUAGAUUAUAAUAGCACUUUUAAUACAUGAGUGUAGGCCUACAGUUUUCACUAAAUGUACAUAUGUAAUGUUUUUGAUGAUUAAAAAAAAAAAGGUAAUAAAUUCAA
Molecule: messenger RNA, 3974 nt
Organism: Pundamilia nyererei
Lineage: Eukaryota; Metazoa; Chordata; Actinopteri; Cichliformes; Cichlidae
Gene: dok6
Product: docking protein 6
Exons: 10
Coding region: 12-1202 (396 amino acids)
Biological process (GO): cell surface receptor protein tyrosine kinase signaling pathway
Cellular component (GO): cytoplasm
Source: RefSeq, a predicted model, not a curated record